AUGACUCUGUCCCUGUGGGCUGCAGCUCCGUUGUCUGCUGCAGCUGUGCUGCGCGGUUGCUGGGGCGGCAGGAGCAGCGCACCGGCUCUCAGCGGCGGUCCUCUGGGCGAGGGCUGCUGGCCCUUCGCGUGGGCCGAGUUCCACUGGGGGCCCAGCGACGACGAAGGCUCGGAGCACACCCUCGACUACUGCCGGUACGCCCUCGAGCUGCAGGUCGUGCACGGGCCCUGCGAAGGUGCGCAGUACGAGUACGUCUGCGUCGCCGUACUCUUCGAGGCGGUCAUGGAGGACAACCCGUACAUGGACCCGGUCGUGCAGGCGCUGCACCAGGUGAGGCGGCCCGGUUGCUGCACGCAGCUGCUGCCCUUCCCGCUGGACUGGCUGUCCCCGCCGAUGGAGCAGUCUUACCUCUCCUACAGCGGCUCGCUCACCAGGCCGCCCUGCAGUGAGGGCGUCCUCUGGAUCCUCCGCCCGCACCCGCUCACCAUCUCCAGUCGGCAGUUGCCACUGCAACCUGCCAACCGCCGACCUGACGACGGCCGAUCUACAACCCUCCGCCCCUCCGCCCAACUUGAGGAAGGUGCGGAGAGAAGACUGUGCCGUAGACAGUAA
Schistocerca americana (American grasshopper) is the source of this 612-nucleotide messenger RNA. RefSeq names its product carbonic anhydrase 2-like. The record is from RefSeq and is a predicted model, not a curated record. Bases 1 to 612 code for a protein of 203 amino acids. The transcript is spliced from 3 exons. Gene Ontology annotation, cellular component: cytoplasm. Gene Ontology annotation, molecular function: carbonate dehydratase activity; zinc ion binding. NCBI's taxonomy places the organism in Eukaryota, Metazoa, Arthropoda, Insecta, Orthoptera, Acrididae.